CUCCAUCCUCAAGAGUGGUAUGGAGCUGGGAGGGGCCUUGUGGCAACAGGUGUAUAAGAAGGGUGCUCUUGAUGGUCACAUAUUCACUUCAAGAGAUUCCAACUCAAUGAAGAUGGCUACAUCCUCCACUGGACUGGCAAUGAAGACUCUACUUGGAUUGCUGCUUGGGCUCUCCUUGUCAUCCGCGCAAGUCUUGCCUGAGCUCAUGGACCAUGAGGGCAUGUUUAACGGCAGCAUGAUGUAUCAGCCAGGACUGGAUAGCAACGAUGACGCUACCUACUGCCAGAUGCUGCUGGAUUCCCCUGUGCCCCCUCCAGCUGACCAGGUGCCUUGGUUCUGUAUCUGUUCCCGCUGCAAGGGCACCCUUGGACCCAAAGGAGACAGAGGAGACAGGGGCCUGCCAGGAAGGCCAGGAAGCCCCGGCAUCAGAGGUCUCACAGGGUUCAGAGGUCUCCCUGGAUUUACCGGGAGGCCAGGCAUCAAAGGUGAGAAAGGCGAUGAGGGCUUAAAGGGAGACAAAGGCCCCCUGGGUUUCUCUGGAGCCAAAGGAGAUGUUGGAUUCAAAGGUGAAAAGGGUGAGACUGGUCUGGAUGGACCAGCUGGAGGGCAGGGGCCCAAGGGAGAUGAGGGUCAGUGUCCCCAAGCUUGUGACGUUGCCCAGGGACCCCCAGGAUUACCAGGCCUGCCCGGACCUGCAGGAGCCAGGGGGCUGCCUGGUGUAGCAGGACCAACAGGGAGCAUGGGACCUAAGGGAGACAGUGGUGUUCCAGGUGUUCCAGGUGGUUCAGGGCAGGCAGGCCAGAAAGGUGAUAAGGGUCCUGAGGGAAACUGUAACUGCACUGAUGGUGCUAAAGGGGCAACAGGACUGCAGGGAUUACAGGGAGCAAAGGGUGAUCAGGGUCAGGUGGGUCCUCAGGGAAUUAAGGGUAGCAGUGGCCUAAAAGGAGAUGACGGAAUGAUGGGAAUGAUGGGAAUGCCAGGGCCUUGUGCUCCCCUAGUCCAGUCAGCUUUCUCAGUAGGACUAAGCACCCUCUUCCCUAAUCCCAACAUGCCUGUAGUCUUCUCCUUUGUCCACUACAACAUGCAGAUGCAUUACGAUCCUCAGUCUGGUCUUUACACAGCGCCUGUCAACGGCACAUACAUCUUCAGCUACCACCUCACUGUCUUUGGGAGAGUGCUAAAAGUGGGGCUCUUUCACAACUUUCUGCCAGUGGUGAAGACCACUAACACAGCUGAUUUGGGCACAGCCUCCCAACAGGUAGUGCUUCACCUCAGUAGGGGCGACAGGGUGUGGAUUCAAGUCAAGGAUAGUACCACCAACGGCAUGUAUGCCAGCAGCGAGGCCAGCAGCACCUUCUCUGGCUUUCUACUGAAUGCCGACUCCUGUGACAUGCCCAUGGGCAGAGAUUUCCCUGUUCCCAUGGCCAAAGGACAAUACACCUGGGGUGAAAUGCCAGGCCCAACCCCCACCCCCACCCCAUAGAUCUAACUUUACCAAACACUAAUAUACAAGUGCCAAUACAAAAAUAUGAACCAAAAACCUGAUUAUUCAGAUGAAAGCCUUUUAAUCUUUGAACACUAGAGAACAGCAAGCACUAGGCCUAACUGCAGACUAUGCAGGACCAAUUCUACAGUUCCACCAAUGUCACUGCCCCCCUCAGUAUUUUGGUUCUGAGUCUAAGUUGUUCAUUGUAGUUUUUGUAUUCACUGUCAGCAGAAUCAAAACUCUGCUAACACUAAUUUGAAUCAAAGUUGUAUUCUCCAUCCAAUAUUUCUGUUGAACUUUAGAAUACCAACUGUAGGGUUGCUCCUUCAGAAACCCCAUCCCUCACAAUUGUGUAUCUUAUAUUUGUCUUAAAUGUGCAAUUGUGAUGAUUAUGUUUCAGUGUGGAAGAGAGCAGGUGUGUAUUCUCACUCUUAUUGCCUAGUCCUUUGUCCAUUUUCCAUACAAAAUAAUGUUAGUGUAAGAUGAUCAGAUGUCUGAAAGUACAAUGUUCAAAGAGGGUUCAUCUCAUUCAGAUUGAAUGCAAGAUUGUAUAGGCGUGUCUAUUUUCAGUGUGUUUUCUCUGUAAUGUGAGACUGUUUAAAGAGAGUGAAGGUGUUCUCAAUAGCGAGAGGUAUGGUACAGUUUAUUGUGGCGAGGCCGCAUCUUUACUGUUGGUAAAAGGUACAGGAAGAAAGGGACUGAAAAGAGGAAGGAGGGAACAGUUAAUGAUUGUCUUCAAGACCUAGCGCUUUAUGUAGAAUUACAUUAUUGUAGUAAACAGGGGUUAGACCACAGCAGAAGCCCAAGAUAUAUAUUUAAUAAUAAUGCUGAAUUGUAUUUAAUGCAUUCGGGUGAUUGUUUCAUUCACUGUUCUGAAAUCUGAAAUAAAAUGUUCAAAUAAUGAAUAAA
Molecule: messenger RNA, 2395 nt
Organism: Osmerus eperlanus (European smelt)
Lineage: Eukaryota; Metazoa; Chordata; Actinopteri; Osmeriformes; Osmeridae
Product: complement C1q and tumor necrosis factor-related protein 9A
Exons: 5
Coding region: 20-1483 (487 amino acids)
Molecular function (GO): protein binding
Source: RefSeq, a predicted model, not a curated record